GUUUGUAUGUCAUGCUUGACGCUGGGUCUGUCUAACUGUCUUUGCAAAGGAAUGUAACUUAGCGGCUACGACUCUGUUUGGGAUCGGGGACUGACAGAUGUUUUGAGAAAAAAACAUGUCGGGACUGCAGUGUCAUAAACUAUUUAAUAACCAUGAUGCUCAAAACAGCGUAGUAGUUACCUCCAUCUCUGACUGGCAAUCAAGGACAUCUCGUCAGAUUUAAGAGAACCCUGCUAUAUUAACAGUCAACAUUUAGUUAUUUGGCAUCAUACUUGCUUAUAAGCAUGGACUCUUAACUUCCUCAGCUGUCAAGAUACACUGUUACACCUUUCCUUCAGUUGUUGUGUGACAAAUUUUUAAAAGAGUUCCGCUGUGCCACCGUGUGUUACUGUACAAGUUUGUGAAGCCUUAUCAAGAUGUUUUCAGCGCUUAAGAAGUUGGUGGGAUCUGAGCCAGUCCAGCUCAGGGACAAGAACAUUCCAGCUGGCCUGCAAUCAAUGAACCAAAGUUUGCAGAGACGUUUUGCCAAAGGGGUCCAGUAUAAUAUGAAAAUAGUCAUCCGGGGAGAUAGAAACACUGGAAAGAGUACUUUGUGGCAUCGACUGCAGGGCAAGAAGUUUGUAGAGGAGUACUUACCCACUCAGGAGAUCCAAGCCACAAGUAUCCAUUGGAAUUACAAAACUACUGAUGAUGUGGUCAAGGUAGAGGUGUGGGACGUAGUAGACAAAGGCCAAAAAUACCCCCUUCCUGAAGGUGUAGGCAAAGGCAAAAGGCGCGGAGAUAAUUUGAAACUGGAGAAUGAGCCCCAAGAGUCAGAUGAGGUGGCCCUGGAUGCAGAGUUCCUGGAUGUGUACAAGAACUGUAAUGGAGUCAUCAUGAUGUUUGACAUCACCAAGCAGUGGACUUUUAACUACAUCCUGAGGGAACUGCCCAAAGUACCUACCCAUGUGCCGGUGUGUGUGUUGGGAAACCACAGGGACAUGGGCGAGCAUCGAGUUAUCCUCCCUGAUGAUAUAAGAGACCUGAUUGCUGGACUUAACAGACCAAUGGGAGCUUCUUACAUCCACUAUGCUGAGUCCUCAAUGAAGAAUGGCUUUGGCUUAAAAUAUCUGCACAGGUUUUUCAACAUCCCCUUUCUGCAGCUACAGAGAGAGACCCUCCUGAGGCAGCUGGAGACAAACCAGCUGGACAUGGAUGCCACCUUGGAGGAGCUCUCUGUCCAGCAGGAGACUGAAGAUCAAAACUACGAGAUUUUUCUGGAGAACUUGGAGUCUCGCAGUAAGGGCUAUAGCUCUCCUGGCCCGGCUAAUGGUCAGAGUCCCUCCUCAGGCUCCCAGUCCCCCAUCGUUCCUCCUAGUGGGGCCUCUACAGGCAGCUCCAGCCCCAGCACCCCUCAGCCCCUGGUUUCUUCCCAGGUGCAACCACAGUCACCAUCUGUGUCAGCCUCCUCCCCUCUACCUCCGUCAACAGCGGUUAGCGGGGAAGCUUCAGCUGCUCUUGAAUCAAAGCCAUCAGCCCAGUCACCAGAACACCUUCAGGCAUCAGCUGCAUCUGGAGUGUCGGCCCCCCAGAAACGUGGCUUUAUCUCCCGCUGGUUCGGUUCAUCUCCUGCUGCUGAGGCUCCUGCUUCUGCACCAGAUGAGCUGCCUGCACUGGUGUGUCCUGCUAAGGUUCAGAGUGUAGAUGACUUUGUACCAGAUGAGAGACUGGAUAGAAGUUUCCUGGAGGACAGCUUGCCCUCCAAGACCAAGGUGCCUCAGCCUCCAGCAGCUGUGGACAGUGACAGUGAUGGUGAAAACAGAGGAAACCCCAUGGUGUCUGGUUUCCAGGAUGAGCUGGAUCCUGACGACACUGAGCCCAGCCUUCCCCAACCUAAGACCCUGCCCCUCAGUAAAGAUAUCACUCUGACCAGUGACGAGGAUGAUGAAGUACCAGCUGUCCCUACUAUCACACAGAACCUAGACCUGGACAGUGAACCUGAGCUGAAAGCGCCUGUGAUCCACAUCACAAAACCAAAGGUGGCAUCUAAAGCUCCAGAGCCCAGAGGACCCAUCUCCCUCACUUUAACUCCAGCAGAAGAGCAGUUGCGCCGACACCAGGCCAAGAAGAAGGGAAACACAGCCAAAGCUGAGGACUCUGAUACAGACCCCGAGGCCCCUGUAGCCCAACAGAUGCUCUCAUUUGUCAUGGAUGACCCCGACUUUGAGUCUGAAGCAUCAGACACACCAAAAAUAACCAAGGAUAUAUUUCCAGUCAGAGAUGAGCUUUUGUCUGACCCCUCUGACGAUGACAUGCAGAUAGCCAGGGUGCCAGAACCUCUGAAGGCCACUGCGAUCUCCUUCAAACACAAGGAUGAUACCGACCUUUUUGGCCUCGGCAUCCAAGAAGAGGCUCCCGCAGCCAACAACAGCAGCGAGGAGCAGGAAGAAAAAGAAAGCAAACACUCAUCCAAAGACAAGAAGAAAAAGAAGAAGAAAGGCAAAGAGGAAGAGGAAAAGAACAAGAAGAAACACAAACACAAGAAAAGGGAGAAAGACGAAGCUGCAGCAGGAGAUGACAAAGAGAAAAAGAAAAAGAAAUACCGGAGCAAGAAAACAGAAGUGGAUGAGUUGGAGGACUUCCUGGGUGGAGGAGCAGGGUUGAUCAAAAGAGAUGACGGUGAUUAUGAAGAACUAUAAAAGCUUGUUUUAUUAGGAAUGGAACUGUAGAACAGCAUUCAAGUUUCCUUGACUUGUAAGAGCAUAAAGCAUCUCCAAGCCAUACGCAAUACGCUAGGCUACCGACAACCCCCAGGUAAAAUAAGUUAAGGACUCUGUCUGAUUUCCCCAUGUGCACUACUGCUGUCACUUCCAAUUAGCCAGUAGGGAACAGUGAGGAGACCCACACGUACUGUAGUGAGUGGUGACAUUAAAAUUUGAUGACUGGCGUAGCCAUGUAUUGGCUCUUUGUUCUUUGCCAUGAUUGGAUAUGUUGGCGAAAUAUUUUCUUUGAUUUGAUACACUCUGCAAGUGAUCCACUCUGAAUUGGCUGCUGUAAAUAGGGAUACCAUUUUGUCUAAACUUUUGUUUGGUUGGUAAUAUUGGGAGCAUGCUGUGUGUGAUGACUGACUCCUUACAGACUCCACAGUGUUCUGUCUUUCAUUUCUUUGUUCCUUUCUUGUUGACUUAAGUGGUUAAUGGCAGAUUUAGGCUUGUGUCUUAAAUGUGAAUAAUGAGAAAAAAUUCAGAGAGAGGUGAUUUAUGAAUUUUUGCCCAUCACCAGUAAAGGCAAUGACCUCCCCCUCAUCACACUGUACGUCCACACUGAGCUGGCUACACUUAAAAAAUAUGUUUGCUUUGUUUUGGCCUCCAUCUACACUUGACACGUCUAUCUUUUCAAAACCGCUAUGAAAACCUGCUACUGCGUGUCAGCAAAGUAGAUAAUUAAAGCUCUAUUCUCCUCUAA
Molecule: messenger RNA, 3444 nt
Organism: Epinephelus lanceolatus (giant grouper)
Lineage: Eukaryota; Metazoa; Chordata; Actinopteri; Perciformes; Serranidae
Gene: rabl6b
Product: RAB, member RAS oncogene family-like 6b
Cellular component (GO): cytosol; nucleus
Molecular function (GO): GTP binding
Source: RefSeq, a predicted model, not a curated record